GGGAAGGUUUGAAAUUUGCAACGGAGAGAAGCGGCGGACGGUUUGCGUGCUAGGGCGGGCGGGCGAUGGUGAUCGGGCCACCCGAAGGGGGAUCCCGGGACGGGGCGGUGAUGGCGGAGCGGGAGGAGCCCGUUUCCUCGGUGCCGGGGAUGGGCGGGGCAGAGACAAGCGCCGGGCGAGCAGCACCUGUAGCUGUCGAAGAGACCUGUGAGACCCGACGGGAGGCGACGGUGGUGGAGGAGGAAGCGAUGGAAGGAGGAGACCCGGAGGGCAGCGGGUGGGGAGAAGAAGCUUUACCACCUGUGCCAGGUGCCGGGGACUCUGAACCAGAGAAAAGUGUCCAGGAUCCUAAACUUGACGAGGGUGAAGAUGGUGAUGAUGAAUGCAGCAGUUCCAGUGAUUAUGGGAGUCACGACAAACCCGGGACCGCCUUGCAAAGAGUUGAGCCAGAGGGGAAUACGCGGCUUCCAGACAUCUUCCAGACAAACAACCUCCUUUUUUACGAGCGGUUCAAGGCCUACCAGGAUUAUAUGCUGGUGGAUGCUGUCCAGACGCUGGAGCGUGGCCUGGCUGUAGUCCUGGAAUGGACCAGGGCUAACAGGCUGAAACUGAAACCAGGCGUGCAAGCACCCCUCGCAAAUGGUGCUGUGCAUGAGUGUGCUCCGCCCCCGACUGGGCCACGGACGCACAUGUCCUGCCCCCCCGUGACCGCACUCCAACCCUGCGAACAUGCUGUGCAUGUUGUUGAUGUCGAAUACUCCACCCUAAAAGCCGUGGUGCGCCUCUGUGAGCCUUUCCUGUGCGAGACCCAAGAGGGCACCUUCACACCGGAGCGCAUGCAGGAACUGCUUGAGUUGAAAGAACAUCGGCUGCCAUUGCAGGAGCUGUGGGUCGUGUUCGAGGAAUCGGGGGAAUUUGACCAGACGGCCCUUGCUGUUGAGCAUGUCAGGUUUUUCUACAAGCACAUUUGGCGGAGCUGGGAUGAAGAGGACGAUGAUGACUUUGAUUAUUUCGUCAGAUGUGUUGAACCUCGACUCAGAUUGUACUAUGACAUCGCUGAGGAUCGGGUCCCUUCCACCCUUGUGGCCGAGUACUACAGCCGUCUUGCCCAGUGCGAGGAGCAAUACCGGGCUUUCGUAGAUGUGAGGAACAGGCUCUCUGGAGGCGAUUCCGAUUCCGAAGCAGAAAACGUCUGUGUGGUGGAAGGGAUGAAACUCUACGAAAGGAUAGAGCACUUGAAACAGAAGCUGAAACUCAUUGAAAAUCCUCUGUUGAGGUACGUGUUUGGCUAUCAGAAGCACGCUGGUCUCCGAGCGAAAGGCGCACGCUCAUCCGGCAACACCAUCACCCAUGUUGUGUCUUCCACAAUGAUGUCCAGCCUCUUAGAGUGUCUGGUCAGGGACAAGCUUUCUCCAGAACCACCUCAUGAAGAAAUGCAAAUCCAGUUCCACCAUGAUUUACAGUCUGCUAUGACUGCUUGCUAUGAAGGAGACACAAUCAUCAUCUGCCCAGGACAUUACACUGUUGAGGGCAGUCUGUACAUUGCAGACUCUGUUUCUCUGGAAGGCUACGGUCUGCCAGAUGAUGUUGUGAUAGAAGAACGAGGGAAAGCAGAUGCGUUCGUUGAAUGUACAGGAGCGGAUGUGAAAAUCUCCAGCCUGAAGCUCAUUCAGCACGAUGCAACGGAGGGCAUCCUGAGUAUUCACCGAGGGAAAACUUCGCUGGAGAACUGUGUGUUGCAGUGCGAAACCACAGGAGUUGCUGUCCGAACAUCAGCUGAGUUCUCCAUGAAAAAUUCUGACAUGUAUGGUGCAAAGGGUGCUGGUGUGGAAGUCUAUCCAGGGGGGACAUGUACCUUGAUUGGAAAUGGCAUACAUCAUUGCAAAGAGGGAAUCCUCAUAAAAGACUUUUUGGAUGAGCAUUAUGAAACUCCUAAAAUAACAAUGGUGAACAAUGUCAUCCAUAACAAUGAAGGGUAUGGAGUUGUGCUAGUCAAACCUACAGUCUGUUUGGAUAGAAAUGAGAAUGCACAAGAAAACUCAGAAGGACCGGUGAAGGAUACGCCGCUGGCUGGUGAUGCUUCCAACACGGGGUGUGAAAACCUACCAAGACAGACCAGCGGUGAAUUAGACUCCUGGGGGGAAAAGCCCACGGAGGAGAAUUCUGAGAUUGCCCAUGAACUUUCGGCCAUCUCACUGAAGAAGAGCCAGCAGCACAAAAAAAGACUGAGCCACCUGGGGAUCACAGAAGCAGAUGACGAUCUGAUGUCUCAAGCAAUGUUCGUCUCCAUUGUGGGCAACCAGUUCAAGAGGAACGGGAAAGGGAGUUUUGGAACUUUUCUCUAUUGACUUCCCAGAACGGCGGUGAAAUAGCACGUCCGUGUAGCUGCCGGCUCGCCUGUUUCCUGAAUAGCUGCCAGUUUUGCCAGUCUAUUUUUAUUUGGUUACAUUUCUCGCUUCCCUGCGAUUCUCGUGUAUUUAUUAAAAUUCUGUUUUAGCAACACACAGAUCCCAUAAAAUCUGUGCUCCUUCGAGCAAAUCUUGAACCCAGCGCUUGGACUAAAUGAAACUAUUCUCUAUUGGAGUCUUCUGAACAGGAUUAGCUUCUUUCCUUAUUAUGUAGAUCACUUUUUAAAAUUAUAGUAUUUAUCUUAGUUAUAAAACACCCGUUUUUUAAAAAAACCAAAAAAACAAAACAAAGCUGUAGGCACAAAGAGGCAGAACCAUGAAAUCCUUUCUUAUCUUUUGAUCACAAAUAAAAGAAACAUUUGUGUAUGUAUGACUAUGUGUACCGAUUUCAG
Messenger RNA from Pogona vitticeps (central bearded dragon), 2800 nucleotides. Lineage: Eukaryota; Metazoa; Chordata; Lepidosauria; Squamata; Agamidae. The record is from RefSeq and is a predicted model, not a curated record.